UAUCCACCACCGCCUGUUGUUCUCUUCCGUCGGUGUCACUGUUUCCUGUGUUGACUCUCAACGCCUCCUCCUGUUUCUGUACGCGCGCAGCAUUAGUUCCGUCAUGUAUCCCAGCCCUUUCGCAGCGGUGAUAAGUUUGCUGUGCAUCUGUUGCUCACGCUGUGCACUGCCUCGAAGAGGAAUCGGUACGUGCCCAGAGCUCUCGCAGUGCGUCUGCAACGCGUCACCCACGAGGGCUCCCUACGUCAAUUGUAGUGGCAUCUACAACGUGACGUCACUCCUACGAGACAUCGCAAGCUUGCAGGGGCAAGCGAUAGAAAGUCUGUAUGUGGGGCACGCCAAUAUGUCCGCUGUGCCGGCGUAUUUAUUCUCCAACGUGACUUUGCCAAAGCUCGAAGUUGAACACUGCGGUCUGAAGUCGCUCGACGACGACGCCUUCCUGGGUCUCACUGGGUUGACGUACCUGGGCCUCUCUCACAACCUCCUGACGACUGUACCGCGUGCUCUCCGUGCACUGAGUGGGCUGGAGGAGCUGUACCUGGACCACAAUCGAAUACGGUUUGUCGGCGAAUCCUUCGGUCACCUGUCGUCGUCCUUGAGCUUUCUCUCGUUGGCAAACAAUUUUAUUUCGUCUUUUCACGCGAACGCUUUUAAAAAUCUGCCCACUUUGCUGGAGUUGUGGUUGGGCAGGAACAGAAUUAAGACCAUUCCUCCGACGCUUCUUUCUGGAGUGCCGGAUCUGAUUGUCCUUCACUUGGAGUGGAAUUCUAUAGGAUCGCUGUCUGAAGAUGUCUUUCGGAAUCUGGCCACCUUACGCACACUGCACUUGAACAAUAACAACAUCACUAACAUCGGCGCACCGGCUGCUGCAUCACUCCGUUAUCUGAGAGAACUCUUCGCAGCUAUGAGGUUUCUCGAGGAACUAAGGCUGGGAAAAAAUUUGAUCUCAUUUUUAGCUGAUGACACGUUUGAGAAUAACAAAAACCUGGAUUUGUUAGACCUGAGUGAUAACCGAAUUGCCUGGAUAGGAAGGAACAGUUUUUACCGUCUUCUCAAAUUGAGGGAGUUGUCUUUGGAAGGCAAUCGUCUGAUGACGUUAAACGGAUCGUUGCACUGGAUGCCUACUCUUCAGGUCUUAUAUAUUCAACACAAUCAAUUACGAGCACUCGAAGAAGAUGUUUUUAAUGGCGCUCCAAGGCUAAAAAGGAUCUACGCAUUCGCAAACAACAUCAGCGAUGUUCGUGGUGCGUUCAAGGAGCUCCGAGGCCUAGAAAGACUUCUCCUUCAGAACAACAGCCUGACUACAAUACAUCGCGCCAGCUUCCCCGCGGCUUGGAUGGGCUUGAAAAUAUUAACCGUUGCAGGGAACCCAUUGAACUGUGACUGCCAAAUCUCCUGGCUUCUAGGAGAUCGUACAAGAGUGUCAUUACAAGACAUUCCGCUUUGCGACACUCCUUUCUGGUGGAAGGGAUCGUCGCUGCGGAACCUCACCUCGGAGCAUCUGCAGCGCUGGCCCGAGGACUGCGACGACAGGUGCACGUGCACAUGCCAUGUGAAUCAAGAUUACGGCAAGGUGUCAAACGUGGACUGCUCAAACAAACACCUGACAGACACAGCACUGAGGCUUCCUAGGGAUACGUACCUCGUCAACCUCGAACACAAUCGACUACGUUCCAUAGGAAGUUUCCUCGUCGAACGGACGCCAUACCUGCACACCUUGCUCCUGAGUAAUAACUCGCUCGCCAACAUUGAAGCCAAGGAUAUCCCCACGGGCUUGAAGCUCUUGGAUCUGAGAAACAACAGCCUUGUUCGACUUCCGACACCUGUUGCGUCGCAGCUAAACUUAUCCAGCUUGUGGCUGUCGGGAAACCCGUGGAGUUGCGAUUGUGAGGCCUACGAUUUCCAAGUCUGGGCUCAUGACCAUGAAGAUGUGGUGAGGGACUCCGACUACAUAAUAUGUGCAGGAGGAAGUAACCCCGGCGUCGCUCGGAAGUCCUUCAUGCAACUGCACCAGGUGGAUCUCUGUCCACCCGGUAUAUCGAAGUUCGUUGUAUUUGGAGUUCCUAUAUUUGUUCUAUUAACCAUUGUGCUGACCGUCACGGUGGUGUAUCUAAAACGAGAAAGGCAAAUCAAGAUAUGGCUGUACGCGCAUGGCGUGCACUUUGUCAAGGAGUACGAACUGGACAGCGACAAAGUGUUCGACGUGUUCAUGUCAUUCAGCAGCAAGGAUUUUGAUUGGGCGUAUGGAAACCUAAUACCCGGACUCGAAAGGGCGGACUUCUCAGUGUGCACCUACGAUAGGAACUUCAAAGGAGGCUUUCUACUCCAGGAUAUCAUACGGGAGGCCGUUACUUGCUCACGGCGUACGCUGCUACUGCUUACACAAAACUUCGUGGAGAGCGACUGGUGUCGUUGGGAGUUCCGCGUCGCGCAUCACACGGCUCUGCAAGACAAAAUCAACAGACUGAUCAUUGUGGUUGUGGAUAAGGUGCCGGAUGGUGUCGAUCAGGAACUUAUUCGUUACAUGCAGGCAACUAAUUAUCUGCGCUGGGGGGAGAAGCAUUUCUGGAACAAGCUCAUAUACUCUUUGCCCAAGAAAGACAGAAACCCAGUUCGGGAUCCUGGCAACAUACCGCUCUCAAUCAUACCAAGGACAGGGGAUUGAAUCGGUUAAUUGUCUUUCGUUGUUUAUUCGUUGUUUUUCUAGUUUUGAACGUGGUCAAAGCAAGAUACAACGGUCGAGUGGUGUUUCAGUGCGAAAGAUAUCCACUUCGAUAGGCUCCGUUACGUCGAAGUAACAGAAAAUAUACAAUUUGAGGACUGAACUGUUAUAUCUGUUGACACAGACGGUGCGAGAGUUUUCGUUGAUGUCGUCGCUGGAUGCGCAUGCUAUAGUGUUCCAGUAAGAGACGCCCAUAAAGGACAACUGCAUCAAGUAGAACUCACACACCAAUCCAUCGGUACAUGAGUGCGCAGAAACCGUUACUUGAAUAAAAAAAAGCUAGAAAAUGGUUUGGCGGUCUGUCGACCGGUACAUUUACUUACGGGGACGUCACGAGUCACGGUUAAGUAUAAAAAGAUAGUUAAUUUAGAAUUACGUUUCUUGAAAUGUGACAUGACUGAUGUGACUAUGAAGCAGAUAUGGACGUGGAUCUUUAGUACCUACGUUGUCAGGGUAGCAUAUUUCGAACACAUAGUAGAUAAGGACAUCCCGUCAUGCCAGUAGUGAUCCCUGUGAGAUCAAGUAGAUUGAUUUUCUAAGGCAGAGAAUGAUGGUGACUGUCGCUUUAAGUCGAAGUCGCGUUAAGUUAAGUUAUUAUUAUUAUUAUUAUUAUUAUUAUUAUUAUUAUUAUUAUUAUUAAAUAUGGCUUCAAUAAUUUUUACCACUGCUUACAAAUAUGCUCUGAUCGCUUUGUUCAAUACACUCUCAUUGCAAGUAUUUUCGUAGCUCUUCAAUUCGUUUUGCCUUCAGUAUUUAGUAUCGUAUUUAAACGGUAUCGGUCAUAGAUAGCAGUCAAUAGCUGCAGAUCCUAUUCCGUGUAAUUCGUUUUCCUUUAUACAGCUUGCGUGUGCCCCUCAGUUAUGCAGUGCCCUCGCGGGCCUUUGACCUGUAACCAAAUAAAAAUAAAUGCAUUUUUAUAGCA
Molecule: messenger RNA, 3644 nt
Organism: Ornithodoros turicata
Lineage: Eukaryota; Metazoa; Arthropoda; Arachnida; Ixodida; Argasidae
Product: protein toll-like
Exons: 6
Coding region: 104-2665 (853 amino acids)
Biological process (GO): immune response; inflammatory response; toll-like receptor signaling pathway
Cellular component (GO): plasma membrane
Molecular function (GO): transmembrane signaling receptor activity; protein binding
Source: RefSeq, a predicted model, not a curated record